AAAUGAUCUCAUGAAAUGGUGACUAAUUACCGGUAAUAUUAAUAGCAUUAUAUUCUUACUGCAGUUUGAACAAUAUGACUUCUAUUCAUAACGAAGAUUUAAUUAAAAAUUUAAUAAAAAAGACUACUGUACCGCUUAUUUUGCGAAAAUUUGUUGACGACUGGCCCUUAUGCCGGUGGAAUUUGGGAAAAUGGUCUUCGGUUUUCGGUGACAAACCGGUUCCUUUCCGAUGUAUGAAGAGAAAUAUCGUUUCCACGAGUCCUUGCUGGGAAAGGAUGUGUAGUGAAAAAUUAUUGACAUUUAAAGAGUUUAUUGGAAAAGCAGAGGCCAGUGAAGAGUGGAUGUAUUUUGAUUAUAAAUAUUUACAGCAAUGGUUCAAUGCAGACAAUGAAUUAAUUAAGGAAGUGUCAUGGAAAAAGUUUGGGCAUCCUGAUAAAAAUGCCUCGCAUAGUACUCUGUGGGUUGGGAGUAAAGGGUCACAUACACCAGCACAUCAGGAUACUUAUGGAUAUAAUAUUAUAACACAGUUGUAUGGAAGAAAGCGUUGGAUAUUGUUUCCUCCUGAGACUGGCAACCUGAAGCCAACCAGAGUGCCUUAUGAAGAGUCAAGUGUAUAUAGUGAGCUGAAUUUCUAUUGCCCCAGUAAUUUAGAUAGUUUUAAUGGUUUGACUGGAGCUCGGUUGGUAGAACUUUCAGCAGGGGAUGCUUUAAUAGUCCCGAGUGGGUGGUGGCAUUAUGUGCAAAAUAUUGACGACGUGAACAUUGCUCUUAACAUAUGGUUACCUCAUGAGAAGGAUACCUCAAAUCAGGUUUCUGAAGCUUUGAUAAAAAUUUUAGUAGCUCAACUAUGUAAAGAUUUGCCUCAAGAAACUGCCAAGCUUCUAGUAAAUCCAAAUGAGGCUUUCCGCACCGCACAGGAUGACGAACUAGAGGGCGCCACUGACAAACUUAAUUUGACAAAAGCUGUCAUUGACGCAUUCUGUCAAAGUAAUGUGAUAGAUCUUGUGAAGCAGAAUUUGUUUGCGCGUCUCAGUUAAAUUAAUAUACAGGUGAUUCUUAAUGGAUGGAUAACAAAAUACAUCCAUCCAUUAAUAAUCAUUAUAUAUUCAAGGAAAAUCUGACAUAAAAAAAAUUGGCAAUAGGCACAUGUGAUUUUUAGACAUAAUAUUGUUUAUUUAUGCUUAUAAUUAGCAUAUGUGAUGUGACAACAUUAAAAAACGUACUUAAUUACUUUAAGUAAAAUUGAUAUGAU
This is a messenger RNA of Papilio machaon (common yellow swallowtail), 1252 nucleotides long. RefSeq names its product HSPB1-associated protein 1 (gene HSPBAP1). NCBI's taxonomy places the organism in Eukaryota, Metazoa, Arthropoda, Insecta, Lepidoptera, Papilionidae. The transcript is spliced from 6 exons. Bases 75 to 1037 code for a protein of 320 amino acids. Gene Ontology annotation, molecular function: 2-oxoglutarate-dependent dioxygenase activity. The record is from RefSeq and is a predicted model, not a curated record.